CCUUUUUCUUUCUAACACGAAUCGAAUCAAAAAGCUAGGGUUUCUAUUUCACUUUCACCUUCAAAUUACACACAGUUUUUCCGUUCAAUUCAAUCACACAACAAUGGCGCGUAAUGAAGAGAAAGCUCAAUCGAUGCUCAACAGGUUCAUAACAAUGAAAGCGGAAGAAAAAAAGAAACCUAAAGAACGCCGUCCGUUUUUAGCUUCUGAAUGCCGCGACCUCGCCGACGCCGACAAGUGGCGUCAGCAAAUCAUGCGUGAAAUCGGUCGGAAAGUCGCUGAAAUUCAAAACGAAGGAUUAGGUGAACACAGGCUACGUGAUCUUAAUGACGAGAUUAAUAAAUUGAUUAGAGAGAAGGUGCAUUGGGAACGUAGGAUAGUUGAGUUAGGCGGACCGAACUAUUCGAGGUAUUCUGCGAAAAUGACUGAUUUAGAAGGGAAUAUAGUCGAUGUACCGAAUCCGAGUGGUCGUGGACCGGGUUAUAGGUAUUUCGGUGCUGCGAAAAAGUUACCUGGUGUGAAGGAGUUGUUUGAGAAGCCGCCUGAGUUGAGGAAAAGGCGGAGCAGGUACGAUAUAUAUAAGAGGAUUGACGCGAGUUAUUACGGGUACAGAGAUGAUGAGGAUGGAGUGUUGGAGAAAGUUGAAGGGCCUGCGGAGAAACGAAUGAGAGCGGAGGCGGUUGCUGAGUGGAACAGGAUGGAGCAGAUCAAGAAGGAGGCGAAACAGACUGUUAAGAGUGGAGAAGUUGCGGAUGUUGGUGGGACGGCCAGAGAGAUUUUGUUUGAGGAAGAAGAAGAUGUUGUUGAGGAAGAGAGGAGGGAGAAGGAAUUGGAGGAGAAGGAGAGGGAGGAGUUUGUUGUACAUGUGCCGUUGCCGGAUGAGAAGGAGAUUGAGAAGAUGGUUUUGAAGAAGAAGAAGAAUGAGUUGUUGAGUAAGUAUGUUAGUGCGGAUUUGAUUAAGGAGCAGACUGAGGCCAAGGAUAUGCUUAAUAUUCAUCGUUAGAUUCGUAACAUAAGAAGCUCUGGUGAAAGCUAUUCAAUUGGAUGGGGUACAUCAGCAACAAUAGCAGACGCUUCUACAUGGUUCAAAGGGAAAGAGAGACCUUACAUGUCUUUCUCAUAGUUGUCACAGGAGUCUUAGUGUUUCUGACACAUGGAAUUUGCAACCUUUUGCCCAAAUCAUCACAUCUUUUAACUCAGGUUUAGCUACUUUUAGUGGCAAGCAAUGCUAUUGAGUGUAAUACUUUCACAAGCGUAUUUUUGUCUCAACUUUUUAAAUUUGAAUAUUUGAAUGAUCUAUUGCAAACCAGACGCAUUGUAUGUAGAAGGUUUUGACCAUGAGUAAGUAACUUUCUUGGUUAGGCUUCGAUUUUCAAGAAACUGAAA
Messenger RNA from Erigeron canadensis, 1386 nucleotides. RefSeq names its product pre-mRNA-splicing factor ISY1 homolog. The record is from RefSeq and is a predicted model, not a curated record. Lineage: Eukaryota; Viridiplantae; Streptophyta; Magnoliopsida; Asterales; Asteraceae. Gene Ontology annotation, cellular component: post-mRNA release spliceosomal complex; post-spliceosomal complex; catalytic step 2 spliceosome. Gene Ontology annotation, biological process: mRNA 3'-splice site recognition; generation of catalytic spliceosome for second transesterification step. The transcript is spliced from 2 exons. The coding region runs from base 104 to 1003 and encodes 299 amino acids.